AUGAAACCAUAGGCUGUUCCUUAAUCAGUAGCAUAAAGUGAUCAAGAAUUGGAUAAAAAUCAUCAUGAAAGUUAAGCAGAUGAUCAUGGUGAUGAGCAUCACUUUAAAGAGUAUUCAGCUAAGGAGCUUAAGACCAUUAAAAUUUAAGGGUUUGUUUGUAUACUUGGUGGUAUUGCUCUUCAUUUUGUACUUGGUACAUUUUAUCUAUGGGGAGGCAUAAGUAAGAUAAAUCUACUAAUAUUAGGUCCUUAUGUUGGUGCUUACAUGAAGAAUAGGGAUCAAAAUGUCACAUAAUCAACACUUUAGAUUGUGUUUCCAAUUUUAGGAAUAGCUACAAAUUCUGUUCUUUCUUUUGGAGUUAAGUUAGCACAAAGAAUAGGUUUUAAAACUAUGAUAGCUGGAGCUGGAUUCUUGAUUUCCCUUGCAUUUCUAAUACUGUCCUUUAUUAACAAUAUUUACGGCUUUAUCUUUAUAUAUUGUUUUAUGAUAGGCAUUCCCUCAGGAUUAGUUUAUAUGUUGCCAAUUAGUAAAUUAUUUUAUAUUAUUUUUUAGUUUGUGGAUGGAAAUACUUCCCAUUUAAUAGAGGAAUGGUUUCAGGUUUAAUUAUUGCUGGUUAUGGAUUUGGAGCAUUUACAUUCAACUUUAUAUGCAAAGCUAUUUGCAAUCCCAAUAAUGAAGAACCUGAGAUUCCUUUUGAAGAGGAUGGUAAAAUAAAAAAAUAUUUUUCAAAGGAUGUUUUUGAUAAUGUUCCUUUUAUGUUCUAGAUGUUAGCUUUGUAAAUAAAUAAUUCAUAUUAUUUUAGAUCAUAUUUUUUAUUAACCAUAAUUGCAACUCUAUUAGUAAAAUACCCUAGAGAUUUAAAUUUAGAGUAUUAAUAGGUUUUAGGAGAAGGAAAUAAGAAACCAAGUGGGAUUAAUCAUGAAAAAUCUGUUGAUUAUCAUCCAACUGUUAUGCAUGCUGAAUGUGAUACUCUUGGAUAAGGUAUGAAAUCAAAACCAUUUUGGUUUUUGAUAUUUAUGGUUUUAUGUUCGAUUUUAUUUGGUAUGCUUUUGGCUAAUUGCUAUAAAGUAUUUGGAUAAACUGUAAUAAUCUAUUAAAUUUAAUUAGUUAGGUAUUGAUGAUGCAAAAUUAACUGUUCUUGGUUCAGUUUAAGCAGUAUGUAAUGGAGGUUCAAGAUUUGGAUGGGCAGUAUUAUUUGAUAAGAUUGGUUUUAAAAAAGUUUAUUUAAUAAUAGCAGUUAUAAACUUAAUUUGUACUGCUGCUAUUGGUUAUAUAAAUGAUAGUUAUGCUGGUUAUUUCAUUAUUUUAUGUAUUACAAUGUGUUGUGAAGGAGGUUUAUUCUCUUGUUAUCCAGCAGUAAGUGCAAAGAUCUUUGGUCAUAAGGUAAGAUGAUUAAUUAUAUUAUAAUAGGUAGGACCUAUCAUAUAUGGUGGAUUAUUCUUUGUUAUUGGUUUAUCCAAUAUGUUAGGAUAUUUAUUGUACAAAUUUGGAGAACCAAAGAUAGGUUAUGGUGGAGUCUUUUGGAUUGUAUUUGGAUUUUGUUGUGUUGCUUUCAUAUUGGGAAUAUUCUUUAAAGAGGAGCAUGAUUGGAAAAAAAAAUGA
Messenger RNA from Paramecium pentaurelia, 1602 nucleotides. The record is from the annotation of a GenBank genome assembly. Lineage: Eukaryota; Ciliophora; Oligohymenophorea; Peniculida; Parameciidae.